AUGCACAGCCCCGCGGAUCUGUGGUUUGGUGAAAUUCCCCUCAAAAAGACGCCCUUGGACAUGUCCGCCGCUCAGCUUAACCAUCAAAAAUACCAAAUGUCUAGUUAUUCCCAUAUUCCUUUCCCUCCAUCCUCUGCUCCGAACAGAGAUCGUCUCAGCCCUUACGAUGAAGUGACUGUUCAGAAUGCGCAAUCCGAGCCAGAUAAUAAGGCGGGGCCUAUAACGCAUGUUCCAGGAGAGCCCGCUGUCAGACUACUCCCCGACCAAGUCCGCAUUCAUAUCUCGAGUCACCUGGAUACUCCGCUCCUCGAUGAGCUUUACGAAAAUCUCUGGCUUAUUGCGAAGAAAUGCGGUCGAAACAUCGACCCGCUCCAUACACAAAAGGUCAAAGGUCGAAGCAUUGUCCCUACCGAGGAUCCUAGGCUCCAUCUCACCUGGCACCGGGACAGGAUCUAUAUAAAGCCUGUUCCAGUAUUCCUUCUCAACUAUCAAUUUUGGACAACAUAUCUACAGACCUCGACGCAGGACUCAUCUUGUGGGAUGCCCAAAGAGUUGGGCUUCGACAGCUCGAUUGCGACUGGAUUCUUGCGGUCAUAUGCUUUGCUCGUGCCGCACCGUCUGGAUUUCGAAUUAGCGAAAGAAGCCCACCUUAUCCCUGGCGACGUGGAGAACUGGUUUCAAUGGUCGAAAUUCAUCAGCCAUUUCUAUCACCUCUCUGAUGAGAACGUUGCGAAGCGAUAUCACUACGGACAGCUGCGCCUCUCGUGGCUGAACUGGGCCGUCCGCGUGUUCCGCCCACAGCACGCGCGAACUUGGUGGUUCUACGAGGUCCCGCACUGGUCUAUCACCGCUUUUGUGGCGAGAGCGACCGUACCUCUACUGUUCUUGUUUGCCGGUAUAUCCCUCGCUCUGUCAUCAAUGCAAGUUGCACUCUCGGUGCCGACAGACGACCCGUGGUUUCAUGGACUAGGAGAGUCUAAACUACAAAGUAUCGGCCGGGCGUUCUGGGUGUUCUCUAUUGCUGUAAUACUGGGUUGGGCAGCUAUAGGGGCCCUCUUACUCGGCAUUCCAACUGCAAUCCUGGUGUGGCAAGUUUCAUGGGGGUUUAUGAGAGAGAAGAGACGACGGGCGGGCAUUUCUGCGGGGUAA
Podospora anserina S mat+ is the source of this 1149-nucleotide messenger RNA. RefSeq lists its product as uncharacterized. The coding region runs from base 1 to 1149 and encodes 382 amino acids. NCBI's taxonomy places the organism in Eukaryota, Fungi, Ascomycota, Sordariomycetes, Sordariales, Podosporaceae. The record is from RefSeq and is a predicted model, not a curated record. The transcript has a single exon.